UAGGUGAGAAGCGCGCAAGUUACCGGUUUCGGUUACGGAAUUGAUUCCCUCCUUCUUCGUCUAUCCUUCACGUGCCCCUCAAUUCUCCGCCAGGAAUCCAUAACGCUUGUCUUUUUACAUAACCAUUAAUCUCUCACCUUCUCUCCAGCCUUCAUCGUCCAUGGAUUCUGUAUCCCCCGAUCCUCGCCUCUCCCCCUCCCAACCCUUCUCCGAUCGAAUCCUCCGCGCUCUCCGCCACCCUCUCCUCCUCCUCCACCGUUCCCAUGCCUCCUUCUUCAUAUUGGGCGCCACCGCCAAUGUCUACACCGUCACUCUCUCCUCCCUCCCCUCCUGCACCUGUCCCGACCGCACCACCCCUUGCAAGCACAUUCUUUUCGUCCUCAUUCGGGUUCUCGGCCUCCCCCUCGAUCACUUCUGCCUUCGCCGCCGAACUAUCCGCCCCUCCCAACUCCGCCGCCUCCUCGACCUCCCUACCUCGCCGGACUCCCUCGCCGGGGCCGCACUUCGCGAGAGAUUUCACCAGCUUUUCUUCAGUGGAAGACAGGAACCCAGUAUAGAGAUGGAGGAUGGGACCACUUGUCCGAUUUGUCUGGAGGAAAUGGGGAAGGAUGACAAGGUCGUCGCCUGUGGAACGUGUCGGAAUCCAAUUCAUGAGGAGUGUUUGGUGAAGUGGAAGAGAAGCAGGGGAAGGAGAACGGCUAGUUGUGUGAUUUGCAGGGCAAGAUGGAGGGGCAUGAAUGAUCAAGAUCAGUAUCUAAAUCUCUCUGCUUACAUUAGUCAGAACAAUAUGGCCGAGACCAGUGGAGGUCCCUGCACUGGUUAAUUCUGUAUAUUGCUUUGUUCAUGCCUGUGUUAGAUGGUGAAAAUGCAGAUUUGUAGGAUAACUCAUUCUUAAAUUCAUGAUCAAUGUAAACUGUAAGAAAGACGAGAAAUUGUUUCUA
This is a messenger RNA of Neltuma alba, 941 nucleotides long. RefSeq names its product mitogen-activated protein kinase kinase kinase 1-like. The transcript has a single exon. Gene Ontology annotation, molecular function: ubiquitin protein ligase activity; zinc ion binding. Lineage: Eukaryota; Viridiplantae; Streptophyta; Magnoliopsida; Fabales; Fabaceae. Bases 161 to 823 code for a protein of 220 amino acids. The record is from RefSeq and is a predicted model, not a curated record.